AUGUGGAGUGGGGAUUUUGUUGAUCUUCAGCAAUUUGCAGAUGGUGGGAACACGCUCUACAUUCAUCUCGCGAAUUCUGAAUUAGGUGGUGGGAGAAAAAUAUCCAUAUUUGUAAUAAUAGCAAUAGUGGUGGUGGGCACAUUCUUUCUAAGUGUUUCCAUUUGGCUACUAUGGAGGUUCAGAGCAAAAUUGAAAGCAUUCUUGAAUCCAUCGCAGAAGAACAAUGAGUUACUGAUGCUUUAUGCACGCAGAAGUGAGGAACUUUCGACAGAUCUUUCUGGACCGGAAGACCUUAGAGUUGAAGGGCAGCAUGUAAGCGGAGCAGAAUUAUCAUUCCUCGAUUUUAAUACCGUGGCAUUAGCUACAAACAAUUUUUUAAAUGAAAACAAGAUCGGACAAGGUGGAUUUGGCCCUGUCCACAAGGGAAAGUUGCCAUGGGAACAAGAAAUAGCUGUAAAGAGGCUUUCAAGAAAGUCUGGACAAGGCUUGGAGGACGGCUAUAUGGCUCCUGAGUAUGCAAUGGAAGGUCUAUUUUCUGUCAAGUCUGAUGUGUAUAGUUUUGGAGUAUUAAUACUAGAGAUUAUAACCGGCCGAAGAAACGCUAGUUUUCGUUUACCCAAACACUCAAAUAUUAUUGGAUAUGCAUGGGACUUAUGGGAUGGUGAUAAGGCAAUGGAGAUGAUUGAUCCUAAAAUUGCAGAUUCAUGUUGCCAAAAUGAAGUGUUGAGAUGCAUACAAGUAGGGAUGUUGUGUGUGCAGGACAUGGCAUUUGACAGACCAACAAUGUCAUCCGUGUUGCUGAUGUUGGAGGGUCAAAGUACAAGUAUGCAGAUGCCGAGACGACCGAGUUUUACUUCAAUGAGAAGAAGCCCUAUAGACAUGGAUGAAUAUUGGAAGGAAAGUUGA
This is a messenger RNA of Cornus florida, 906 nucleotides long. RefSeq names its product G-type lectin S-receptor-like serine/threonine-protein kinase B120. Gene Ontology annotation, molecular function: protein kinase activity. The record is from RefSeq and is a predicted model, not a curated record. NCBI's taxonomy places the organism in Eukaryota, Viridiplantae, Streptophyta, Magnoliopsida, Cornales, Cornaceae. The transcript has 6 exons. Gene Ontology annotation, biological process: protein phosphorylation. The coding region runs from base 1 to 906 and encodes 301 amino acids.